CGACACACUUUCGCACUAGAUCUCUUUGGUGAGGAUCCUCUCAAGGAGAUAGUCCUCGGCCUCCCAAGAUGUGCGGCGAUGACCCAUUGUGGCUGCAUAGGAAGCCAGUUGAGAUUGCGCGCUCGGCGCGUCGAUCGCCAGAAGGGGCUAAGUCACCAAGCAGCAUCUGGUGAGAUUGUAAGAGGACGACCUGGUUCUUGCCGGGGAUGGCGUCGUCGGCCUCUCUCUCCGUAGAGCACAGACUAUGCUUGGAAACGGCAGCGCAUCAAGUUUGUGGGACAUCUAGAGCUGGAUAUACACUUUCAAGGAGCCGUGGUCGAGCUGGGCGAAACUUUCCUUUGCUUUGUUCUCUCCUUGCAGCAUUUCACAUCAGCGCUCCCUAGCCGACAUGUCCCUUCGUUCUGGCACCAGCGGCCUUGACAGUGUUGACGUCGAGAAAGUCAACAGAUCCGUGUCGCCGCUUCACAGGAAUAGCACUUCUGGCUUCAGCGGGCCAGCACACCCAAGCUUCAACUUCAACGCGCCAGCAAGCGCACAAGGGUUCAGUUAUCAUCGUACCGAUAGUCCAGGAGGCUUUAAUUUCAACCGGACCGACAGCCCAGGCUUCGCAAGGACGCAAAGUCCGAGUGUCAGGUUGAGCACAAGCAGUGCAGGCGAGCGCAUCACGGGUAACCUGCUGCGAGCAAAGAGCACUCCGCACGUUGCCCCGUCUGCAAACUCGACAUCUCCUAGCAGUUCCACUUCAAUCGAGUACUCCAAUCCACCACAGAGUUGGCAGCGGCCCAGCGAGGACGAUACGCCUCGUUAUCAGCCUAGACGACACACUUUUGUAGAGCUUCCUGCAGACCCUACGGCUGGAAGGAUACCAAGCCUCAGUCAAAGAUCAUCGAAGCCGGACUUCUUGAAAGGUCCACCCCCGCCACCUCCGCCUGCAGUACCUCCCAUGCCCACUGCACCGUCAAAGGCAAGGUACUCGCAGCAAUCGAGCAAAUCGCACGAGGUCCACGAAAUGAAGCAAGCGCCCUUCCAAAUGCGAUCCGACAGUCAGAUGCAGACUGAGAGUAUGCGGUCGCUCGUACCUACCAUUCGCGAGAAAUCUUCCUUCAUUGACGGGCCGAGCACUUUUGCCCAGCGGGUCUUUGAAGCCGGCAAGCCAGACCUGUUGUACGACCUACGAACAACGAUCCUGCUCAAGGAUCAUAAAGAUGGCUUUCUGGAUUUGACAACGCUUCAGCGGAUGAGCACACAUGUAUUGCAGCAGAAGCUGGUAGAGCAGGUGAAGGCGAUCGGUGACCGAGGAGCAUGGAUGGAGAUUGGAAUCAAGGACGCCCUACACGACUAUUGUGAAGCGAUACGCGACUUGCAAUUUAUGGAGUCGUGCGGGACGAACGGGAAGGACAACGAUCCUUUUCUGCUGUCUACCGUCAAACCUAUGGACUGUCAACUGCUCGAAGACGCGGGUUUGGCGUGGAGAGACUCGAAACACAAGCCUGCUCGACAACACCCAGACCGCCUUGAAUACACAAAGCGGGUCUCGCCUGUGAGGCAACGGCUGCGAAGACUCCUGAUGGCGCUCCUGGGCGGACUAGCACUUAUCGCGCCCUUCCUCAUCAUCACGCUGCUCCAAGGCCAGUUGGUGAGACUCGUCGUCACCUGUGGCUUCAUGGUAGUCUUUGCAAUAGCAGCGGCGAUAGGCAGCGAGCUCUCUCCGGAUCGGGUAGCACUGGCUACUGCAGCGUAUGCCGCAGCCCUCGUGAUUUUCGUCGGCAACAACCCUCCAACUUGGCAGUAUUAAUGAGCAACAGGGCGUCUUCUUUGGUUUCCUA
This is a messenger RNA of Baudoinia panamericana UAMH 10762, 1826 nucleotides long. RefSeq lists its product as uncharacterized. The transcript is spliced from 2 exons. The record is from RefSeq and is a predicted model, not a curated record. Lineage: Eukaryota; Fungi; Ascomycota; Dothideomycetes; Mycosphaerellales; Teratosphaeriaceae. The coding region runs from base 389 to 1795 and encodes 468 amino acids.